AGGAAUGUCGCGUUCUCUAGUCUGGUUGUGCCGUAGCUCGCUUUACGGCGGUCUCGCGCGACGCUCCUCCUUUUCCUCUCCUCGCUAAGAUGGCGGCGGCCGGGACUCUCUACACCUACCCUGAGAAUUGGCGGGCAUUCAAAGCCCUUAUUGCUGCUCAGUACAGUGGCGCCAAGAUCAAGGUCCUCUCGGCCCCACCGCAGUUCCACUUUGGACAAACCAACAAGACCCCCGAAUUCCUGAAGAAAUUCCCUGUGGGGAAGGUUCCAGCUUUCGAAGGAGAUGAUGGCUUCUGCGUAUUUGAGAGCAAUGCCAUUGCACAUUACGUCAGCAACAAUGAGCUGCGAGGAAGCACUGCAGAGGCGGCCGCCCAGAUCAUCCAGUGGGUGAGCUUUGCUGACAGCGACAUUGUUCCCCCCGCCAGUACUUGGGUCUUCCCCACGUUGGGCAUCAUGCAUUAUAACAAGCCGGCCACAGAAUAUGCCAAGGAGGAAGUGAAGAGGAUUCUGAGCCUCCUCGAUUCCCAUCUGAAAACCAGGACAUUCCUGGUGGGGGAACGUGUCACACUGGCUGAUAUUACCGUGGUCUGCACUCUUCUUUGGCUUUACAAGCAGGUUUUGGAGCCAUCUUUCCGUCAGCCUUACGAAAACGUCAACCGCUGGUUUGUAACCUGCAUAAACCAGCCACAGUUCAAGGCAGUCCUAGGAGAGGUGAAGCUGUGCGAGAAGAUGGCGCAGUUUGACGCUAAAAAGUUUGCUGAGAAUCAGCCCAAGAAGGAAACGCCUAAGAAAGAGAAGCAUCCGAAGGAAGAGAAGAAGCCAGAGAAGAAGGCAGAGCCUGAGGAAGAGUUAGACGAGUGUGAGCAGGCCUUGGCAGCUGAGCCCAAAUCCAAAGACCCUUUUGCUGAACUCCCCAAGAGCUCCUUUGUCAUGGAUGAGUUCAAGAGGAAGUACUCCAAUGAAGAUACCCUCACAGUGGCAAUCCCCCACUUCUGGGAGCAUUUUGACAAGGAGGGCUGGUCCAUCUGGUAUGCAGAGUAUCGCUUCCCUGAGGAGCUUGCACAGACGUUCAUGAGCUGCAAUCUCAUCACAGGCAUGUUCCAGCGCUUGGACAAGCUGCGCAAGAACGCCUUCGCUUCGGUUAUCCUUUUCGGUAGCAACAAUGACAGCAGCAUCUCUGGCAUCUGGGUCUUCCGUGGGCAGGAGCUAGCUUUUCCACUGAGUCCUGACUGGCAGGUAGAUUACGAAUCCUAUGCCUGGAGGAAGCUGGACCCAGAUAGCGAAGAGUGCAAGACGCUGGUGAAGGAAUACUUCCUGUGGGAGGGGGAUUUCAAGCACGUCGGCAAGGCCUUUUGCCAAGGCAAGAUCUUUAAGUGAGUCCAAGGCAGGAGGACUGUUCCCAAAACACGGACCUAAUGAUGAAGGACAAAGAGCCUCCAGGAGCCACCAGUGGCAGAAACAUCUCAGGAGGGAGAGACGGCGUGACGUUCUGAGACGUGUAUUAAAAACUCAAGUGUGCUAGUA
Molecule: messenger RNA, 1523 nt
Organism: Eublepharis macularius
Lineage: Eukaryota; Metazoa; Chordata; Lepidosauria; Squamata; Eublepharidae
Gene: EEF1G
Product: eukaryotic translation elongation factor 1 gamma
Exons: 10
Coding region: 90-1376 (428 amino acids)
Biological process (GO): translational elongation
Cellular component (GO): nucleus; cytoplasm
Molecular function (GO): translation elongation factor activity
Source: RefSeq, a predicted model, not a curated record